Labeo rohita (rohu) is the source of this 1657-nucleotide messenger RNA. It is a transcript of the gene csnk2b, whose product is annotated as casein kinase 2, beta polypeptide. Gene Ontology annotation, molecular function: protein kinase regulator activity. NCBI's taxonomy places the organism in Eukaryota, Metazoa, Chordata, Actinopteri, Cypriniformes, Cyprinidae. The transcript has 7 exons. The record is from RefSeq and is a predicted model, not a curated record. Gene Ontology annotation, cellular component: protein kinase CK2 complex; cytoplasm. Bases 134 to 781 code for a protein of 215 amino acids.
UCUGCAGCUCUGUGAAAGCGGAAGUGACCUGCCUCAUGAUCACGUGUUGUAUGUAGAGCGGAAGCCUCCAAUCAGCGUACAGUUGUGUCGCUGCGGCUAACAUCGACCCCGGGAGAUCCUUGAGUUUCCCAACAUGAGUAGCUCAGAGGAAGUGUCGUGGAUUUCUUGGUUUUGUGGUCUACGGGGAAACGAGUUCUUCUGUGAGGUAGAUGAAGACUACAUUCAGGACAAGUUUAAUCUUACGGGACUCAAUGAGCAAGUUCCCCAUUACAGACAAGCCCUUGACAUGAUCCUGGAUCUGGAACCUGAUGAGGAGCUGGAGGACAACCCUAACCAGAGUGACCUGAUUGAGCAGGCUGCUGAGAUGCUGUACGGACUGAUCCACGCACGCUAUAUUCUCACUAACCGUGGCAUUGCCCAGAUGCUGGAGAAGUACCAGCAGGGAGAUUUUGGCUACUGCCCUCGUGUUUACUGUGAGAAUCAGCCAAUGCUGCCUAUUGGGCUCUCUGACAUUCCUGGUGAGGCCAUGGUGAAGCUCUACUGCCCUAAGUGUAUGGAUGUGUACACACCCAAGUCGUCCAGGCACCAUCACACCGAUGGAGCCUAUUUUGGCACUGGCUUUCCCCACAUGCUCUUCAUGGUGCAUCCCGAGUACCGGCCAAAGAGGCCUGCCAACCAGUUUGUGCCCAGGCUCUAUGGUUUCAAGAUUCACCCAAUGGCUUACCAGCUACAGCUGCAGGCAGCCUCCAGCUUCAAGAGUCCCGUCAAAGCGAUCCGCUAAGAACCUGAGCGGGGCGGGAUGGGGUGGGACGGGGUGGGUUGUGUGUCCGUCGGCAUGGCCUCGCUCUUCUCCAACAAUUUUAGAUUCGACCGAGAUUUAAAUACGGAGAGAGCGAGACUGUUAAAACACUCUGGGGAGAAACGAAAACCUUACCUCUGAAACACUGUACAGAAAACGGAGUGUUCCUUGUGAAAAUGAUUUCAGUUCUUAACCUCCACAUAGAAAAUAAAGUUAUAAUUAAAGAUAGAUACCUGUAGGAUGGCUCUGCUCACUCUCUGGUCCUGUUUGUUUUAGUUCGUAUACGAAAGCGUUGUGAAUUGACGCGACGGGUUGAUUGAUCGUUAAAUCCGCAGUUAUAUCGUCGUUCGGUCCCCUCCUCCGUGCAACCAGAUAUUUGGCUUACUUUAAAACGGCUGUUGCAUGAAAAAGGCAGUAUAUUUUGGAUUUGUUUUAAGCUGGGAUCGUCUGUGACUGUUCUUUGUUGACAGACUGCAAGCUUUCAGUGCAUGUAUUAGAAAAGACCAGAUAUGGGAAGACACAAUUGCAAUCAGGAACCUGUCUCUGUCUUAAUUAGACAAGUGUUUUGUUUUAAUCAUCAGUCCUGCACUGCUCGUCGGAACGACGCCAGCCUGUUCAGUUCCUCCGGUGUCAGAGAGAUUUUACUAGAUUUACCACAGAACCACAAUUUGGAUGUUUUUUAUGUUUGGUAUGGGCCCAGGUUUUUUCUUCUCUUGUUUAAAGUAUUUCUUCUGGUAGAAAGGCGGAAGAGUAGAAUAUAUAAAUCAGUUUGAAUGUGUUUUUUUUUUUUUUUUUUCUUCUCCUUUACAGCUGUUGAGGAACCAGGGUUCAGAAUUCACAAUAAAUGUCUUUUCCUAA